AUGCCCAACGCAAUUCCAACAGCCGACGCUGCUCGUCUCUUCAUGUCACUUCGUAAUGUAGACAGCCUGAUCAAAGAGCGCGGGAGUCAAGGUAUCGAUAAAGGCGAGCGCGUUUCAUGGCUACUGAGGGAUGCUGCUAUUGAUAUGCCGCGCUACCAGCCUGCUAUCUUGAAGUUAGUGGAGACUGUACGAAGUCUUCCGGAGCUUGAUAGAACUGAGGAACAGGUCCGCACAUCACGAUUUCAGGACAUGCUAGAAAAGUGGAGGAAUCUAGAAGCAUUUGAGGAAAUCUGGCAAGAUAUUGAUAGCCAUGAGUGA
Penicillium pulvis is the source of this 318-nucleotide messenger RNA. RefSeq lists its product as uncharacterized. Bases 1 to 318 code for a protein of 105 amino acids. The record is from RefSeq and is a predicted model, not a curated record. NCBI's taxonomy places the organism in Eukaryota, Fungi, Ascomycota, Eurotiomycetes, Eurotiales, Aspergillaceae. The transcript has a single exon.